Molecule: messenger RNA, 414 nt
Organism: Ambispora leptoticha
Lineage: Eukaryota; Fungi; Glomeromycota; Glomeromycetes; Archaeosporales; Ambisporaceae
Source: the annotation of a GenBank genome assembly
AUGCCAAGUACUACGCUGAAUGCACUGCUGCGGCUUAAGAAAGCACAAAUUGAUCUAAGAAGCUACAAGUGUGUUUUAGAGCUAAACGGAAACAAUUUAAACGAACUUAAAUUACAAAACAAUUUAAAUGUACAGGUAUUAAAAGAGGCCAAAAAAUUAAAUAUCUCAUUUCGCUCAGAAGAGAUUGAAAAGAACCUCAAGUUGACAGAGGAAGGGACCGAGUUACUAAUUAAACUAACAGAAAUACCAAAAACUACACCAGGGGCAACAUCAAAUGACACCAAGGACGACACCGAAGACACCAAAGACACCAGCAACAAUGCGACGACACCAGCGACGAUACAGACAACACUAGUGAAGACAACAGCGACGACGCGACAACACCAGCAAUGGCACGGCCUGAAAAAAAAAUAA